Molecule: messenger RNA, 962 nt
Organism: Thalassophryne amazonica
Lineage: Eukaryota; Metazoa; Chordata; Actinopteri; Batrachoidiformes; Batrachoididae
Exons: 4
Coding region: 1-777 (258 amino acids)
Source: RefSeq, a predicted model, not a curated record
AUGAGGCCUCCGAUGGAGAAAUAUACAAAUCCCUUCCAAUCUUCAUUUGAGAAACUUUGCUUUAUCACGACUGGUAAACGAUUGUGGCAGGAUGCAAAUGCAGGACUCGGACUCAAGGCUCAGUAUGUAAAAGCAGUUUACAUGGGCGAAAAACGGGGUCUGGUACACAGGAUCAAAGAGAAAUGUCGAGAAUGGGGACCUGCCUGUCUGUCUGAAAACCUAAAAUUAGAAAACAGCAUCGCCGUCAAACUACUAGAGGACAGCACGGCAGAGCCAACCUUCUGGGUUAUCCACAGUGACCCUUCACUGUCCCUUAUUGAGGAGAUCUCUGAGGAGCAGAGGGAGGACAUGUACCCCGUCGUACACACACAAGCCGUUCCACUUGGAUCAGGACAGCUCACAGACGAGACGACGGGGGUAGUGUGCACUCCUGAGACGCUUCUUUCCCACAGAUCGCUGGAACAUGUUUGUUACAAACCUCACACCUGUGCAUUACUGCUGUAUGAAGAGGAGUCCAAAGAGAUGGAGGAGGAGCAGGGGGAUGUACCAGCGGGUGACCAGGAUGGCAGAUGCAUGUUUGAAGGAAAAUUGCAUGGCUUACUGUGCAGCGUGCAGGUGGAUUUCUCCAGCGAGUGGAGCUCUGAGGAUAACACGGACACACACUCUGUGGAUUUACAGCAAAGUGUCUCAGCAGCAGACACUCGUUUGACAGGCAAGACCAUCCUGACUGGUGGCUACUUUCCUCAAGGCCCUGCUAUGAACAGCACUACAGCCUGAAUAAGACUACAACACGAACAGGACAACCUGCACUACAAAAGACAUUUUUAAGAAAGCAUUAGUCUAACGGCAUUUCACCAAGUGAUAAUCUCAGCGACUUUAUGUGUCCAGGGAACAUGAGGCCUCCGGUGAUCUAUAACUGUGAUUGAUGAUGUUUAAGCCAAAUAAAAAUCUGCUUUGACUGA